This is a messenger RNA of Branchiostoma floridae (Florida lancelet), 992 nucleotides long. Its product is annotated as protein sidekick-2-like. The transcript is spliced from 5 exons. Bases 147 to 992 code for a protein of 281 amino acids. The record is from RefSeq and is a predicted model, not a curated record. Gene Ontology annotation, molecular function: protein binding. NCBI's taxonomy places the organism in Eukaryota, Metazoa, Chordata, Leptocardii, Amphioxiformes, Branchiostomatidae.
CAGGAAAAGUUCGAAAUCUUCGAACAGAAGGAUCAGUAUCAGGUUCACUGAUAGACAUAACACUGACCUGGGAUUCGCCUGAUCCGGACAAACCAAAGGGAAUCAUCCUACACUACAAAGUUGCCUACGGGACCAGCGAAGCUUCCAUGGGAACCCCACAGACUACCGUCGGUAACCAGACAAUGUAUGUACUGAAUGGCAUAACAGCUGGCAGUACCUACAUUAUUCAAGUUUGGGGAGUGACAUCCGCAGGGGCCGGUGAGAUAGAAACGAAGACGAUUGUGAUUCAACCCAUCCCAAAUCCACCAACAAGCGUCGACGUCAUUAACGCUAGACGCUGUGCCUGCGUGACCGGCGACGUUACGGACAAAGCCACAGCGACAGUGACGUGGGAUGCACCGGAAGGAGACAAUGGUGACGUCAUGGGAUACCACAUUUACUACUUCCGUGGCGAAACAGGUGGACAGCGGGAAACCGUAACGACCGGAGGCCUAACUGGACAACUCGAAAAUCUUGAACCGGACUCAAAGUAUACUGUGACGGUGGCCGCUUACAAUUCAAUUUUCACCGGGACCGAAAGUGACCCAGCAAUAGUUUACACCCCUGAUGGAUGCCCGAGUCCUCCAACAAAUUUAAAUGCUGUCAAAUCUUCAAAUACUUCCGCUGUCAGUUGCACCAUUACAUGGAAUGCACCUGCUGUGACUAAUGGGGAUCUUACAAACUAUAAGAUACUCUACCGAUGGACAUGGAACCAAGUUCCUGAAUACCCCAGUGAGAAUGAGAUAGAAAGCAUUACGAGUGACACAGUGAUGAUAGACACGAUGACUAUGACAAAGGAGGUAGGUCCGAACAAGAAGCUCAGCGUCAGAGUGGCCGCAUCAACGUGUUACGAAGGCGAACCUUCAGAGGAGCUGGAAUUCAUCUGUAUCAACCCUGCCACAGGUAGAAUAUUUCUUUCUGUUCACAAUGCACAUUGGUUCAUUGUAAAGUAG